AACUCUCCUCGUGUUACGAAAGCAAACACACGUGAGGUUGUAAACAAACGAGUGGAGGAGAGCGGCCAUUGUCGGAGCUCAAUGAUAUGAGGGCCCGUUACUUUCCCCUGGCAGUGCUUGCCAACGUCCUGUGCCUGUGUCAGAGCUACACCCUGAGGAGCUCCGUGUCCUGGGCCGUCCCCUCCAACGAUGUGGUGGAGGAAGCGGACCUGUCCGAGGAGGUCGCCCCGGCGCUGCUGGUGGACAGUGCGGGGCUCUGGAAGCAGGCUUACCCAUCCUCAAACGUCCUCGGAGACAGCGUGGAGAGCCCCGGGGAGCUAGUCAAGCCAGAAAACGAUAAUGUGGCGCAGCUUUCCUCUCGACUGUUUUCAUAUCGGAUGGAGAAAGUAAAGAAGUCCGGCGGCAGCGGCAGCAGUCCUCCCCCGCACCAGGAGACCGCAAGGACUGCUAGAUAUAUAGCUCAUUACAGUGACUGGGGACAUCUGUCCACCAUUUCAACUCAAGACAAGAUCAAAGGUAUCCCCUUUGGCAACAUCUUCUCAGUCAGUGAUGGACCACUGGACAACAGUACUGGAGUCAUCUAUUUCUAUGUUACUCCAAUGGACAACACCGUAUCAGACCUGAACAGCAACCCCUAUGCUUCUCUCACAUUCUCAGAGGCUGAGGGAGAAUUUUGCAGGCAAAUGGUGUAUGAUCCAGAAGAUCCAAGAUGUGCUCGACUUACGCUAACAGGCAAGAUGGUGGAGGUGGCCCCUGAGGAGCUUGUGUUUGCAAAGGAGGCAAUGUUCUCCAGACAUCCUGUGAUGGCCAAGUGGCCGGUGGGACACAAGUGGUUCUUCAUGAAGAUGGAGUUGAUCCAGGUCUGGCUACAGGACUGGAUCGGAGGGACAUCACUCAUUCCACUGGAGGACUACUUCAAAGCUACGCCUUUCUGAGAACACCCCUCCCUUUGCAUCACCUCAGCCUAUACGGAUCAGUUCAGCUUUCGACAUCACAGACGUCACUCUAAUCCAGGGCAAGAAUUCCCAGAGCAGCAAUGGGCAAAGAAUAUUUUUACAUUUUCAAAUACUGUUGCCAUUUUAAUUUGUGAAAGUAAAUAUUUGCUUUUGCUUUUUUGCCCUGCAUCUUCAGUUGUUACACAAAAUCAGCUCACCAGUUUCCUGUGUUUGGUGUGUGAUUGUAUUUAAAGUCAAUAAGCUGGCACUGAAAACUCAUAUUCUGUUCUUU
Centropristis striata (black sea bass) is the source of this 1227-nucleotide messenger RNA. It is a transcript of the gene creg2, whose product is annotated as cellular repressor of E1A-stimulated genes 2. The record is from RefSeq and is a predicted model, not a curated record. NCBI's taxonomy places the organism in Eukaryota, Metazoa, Chordata, Actinopteri, Perciformes, Serranidae. The transcript has 4 exons. The coding region runs from base 87 to 935 and encodes 282 amino acids.